Messenger RNA from Bubalus bubalis (water buffalo), 455 nucleotides. Its product is annotated as histone H2A type 1-D. Gene Ontology annotation, cellular component: nucleosome. The transcript has a single exon. NCBI's taxonomy places the organism in Eukaryota, Metazoa, Chordata, Mammalia, Artiodactyla, Bovidae. Gene Ontology annotation, molecular function: structural constituent of chromatin; DNA binding; protein heterodimerization activity. The record is from RefSeq and is a predicted model, not a curated record. The coding region runs from base 1 to 366 and encodes 121 amino acids.
AUGUCCGGACGUGGUAAACAAGGAGGCAAAACUCGAGCUAAAGCCAAAACUCGGUCUUCUCGGGCUGGUUUACAAUUUCCAGUAGGGCGAGUACACCGCCUGCUCCGCAAGGGCAACUAUACCGAGCGGGUUGGAGCCGGCGCUCCGGUGUACUUGGCGGCGGUGCUGGAGUACCUGACGGCGGAGAUCCUGGAGCUGGCGGGCAACGCGGCCAGGGACAACAAGAAGACCCGCAUCAUCCCGCGUCACCUGCAGUUGGCUAUCCGCAACGACGAGGAGCUGAACAACCUGCUGGGCAAAGUCACCAUCGCCCAGGGCGGCGUCCUGCCCAACAUCCAGGCGGUGCUGCUGCCCAAGAAGACCUAGAGUCACCACAAAGCGAAGGGGAAGUAAAGCCUAGACAAAAAAGGAAACUUUUUAAUAAACUGCCUAAAGGCUCUUUUCAGAGCCAUCCA